Eremomyces bilateralis CBS 781.70 is the source of this 2112-nucleotide messenger RNA. Its product is annotated as phenylalanine ammonia-lyase. Gene Ontology annotation, molecular function: ammonia-lyase activity. The record is from RefSeq and is a predicted model, not a curated record. The transcript has 3 exons. Gene Ontology annotation, biological process: L-phenylalanine catabolic process. Lineage: Eukaryota; Fungi; Ascomycota; Dothideomycetes; Eremomycetales; Eremomycetaceae. The coding region runs from base 1 to 2112 and encodes 703 amino acids. Gene Ontology annotation, cellular component: cytoplasm.
AUGGCCAAUCACUCCCGUGACGCACUACGCGAAUGGGAGAGACUGCAGGCCUUGCUACAUGGCAAUGAUGCUGUGCUUCUGGAUGGCAAGAGCUUGGACAUUGCGGGAGUUAUCGCAGUGACAAAAUACGGUGUUACUCCAGCGCUGGACGAGGAGACUGGGACUAUCGAUAGGAUCAAUGCGAGUGUUGAUAUUCUUAGAGAGCAUUUGAAAAAGGGAGACCUUGUAUAUGGCGUCAACACCGGGUUCGGUGGCAGUGCGGAUGUACGCACCACCUCCCUGGAAAAUCUACAGAAGGCUCUGAUCCAGCAUCAGAACUCUGGAAUCCUUGCAUCAUCUGACAUAUCAGGUUCCGCCCUCCCUGCUGCAGACACUGACUCGCUCUCGAUGCCAACGUCCUGGUCUCGCGGAACGAUCCUCAUUCGUGUCAAUUCUCUAGUUCGGGGCCAUUCCGCCGUGUCCCUUCAGAUAAUUCGAAUCCUCAUCAAGCUUCUUGAGUGUGGCGUCACGCCAGUCAUUCCUCUUAGGGGAUCCAUCUCGGCUUCCGGUGACUUGAUCCCCCUCUCAUAUGUGGCAAGCGUCAUUAAGGGAAAUCCUUCCACGUAUGUCCGUCUCAGUCAGAAGCACGGCUAUCGUGUCGUUCCCUCUCCAGUUGGACUCGAAGUUGCGGGAAUAUCUCCAGUCACGCUCGGCCCGAAGGAGGGACUUGGUCUGCUGAAUGGGACCGCUACUUCAGCUUCCGUGGCAUCGCUGGUGCUUUUUGAGACCAACAAUCUAGCGGUGCUCAGCCAGGUCAUUACGGCAUUGAAUGUGGAAGCGCUCCAGGGUACUGCUGAGUCUUUUCAUCCUUUCAUUGCUUCGGUGCGUCCGCAUCCUGGCCAAGUCGAGGCUGCAUCCAACAUUCUCUCCUUCUUGGAGGGUUCCAGGCUUGCCAUGGGCGUACUAACGUCCAAGAGUAUGAUUGUAUCUGGCCUUGCUCAAGAUCGCUACGCUCUCCGAACUGCUUCACAGUGGAUUGGACCUCUGCUGGAGGAUCUCGCUCUUGCGACAAACCAAGUUCGCGUCGAGUUAAACGCAACAACUGACAAUCCACUCCUUGAUGCGACUGAUGGUGUUGUUCAUCAUGGAGGCAACUUCCAAGGGCUGCACGUCACCAUGGCAAUGGAAAAGGCUCGCCUCUGUCUCGCAACCCUUGGCAAGCUUCUUUUCGCGCAGACCACAGAGCUCAUCAACCCAGCCAUGAACCGUGGACUUCCCCCAAACCUUGCACCCGAUGACCCUUCUACGUCAUUUGUGGCAAAGGGCAUCGAUAUAGCUGCUGCUGCGUACUACUCGGAACUGGCAUUCCUCGCCAAUCCAGUAGUGACCCACGCUCAGAGCGCGGAGAUGCACAAUCAAGCGGUAAACAGCCUGGCUCUUGUCGCAGGGCGCUAUGCAGAGAAAGCUGUUGAGAUCCUUAGUGGACUUGCGGCUAGCUCACUGUGGGCAGGCCUUCAGGGGGUUGACCUGCGCGUGUGCCAGGUUCGAUUCAUGGAUGCCCUUCAUGACAAGGCACAUACCCUUUUCAGGCGGGCUCUUUCAGAUGAUCUGAGUAAGAGUUUGGAUUCUGCUGCUGACCCUGCUGUGUUUUCGGACUCGGUUUACUCUUCUCUCUGGUUCAGCCUCGCGGGUUCUUGGAACGAAACUACAAAGCUCGACCUCGAGCCUCGAUGCAGUUCCGUUGCCGAAAUCAUGACUGGGACUCUCCUCUCCACUGUCUUAUCGGAUCAAACGAAUCCUCAACCGACAAUCGCUGGGCUUGCUACCUUCAGAACAGAGCUCAAAAGCUUGCUGCACGAAACACAUUCGGCCACUAUGGGCGAGAUGGAGGACGAUCACGAGAAGAUCACCCCUCAGUAUCUUAGUCACAACGGCCGGGUAAUCUAUCACUUUGUGAGAGGGAGUCUUGGAAUAAAAUUUCACCUUGGACGCAAAGACGACCCUUUGAACGACAUCGCAGCUGGUGCAUCUGCGAAGCUAACGAUUGGAGGGCAAGUUGGUGUCAUCAACCAGGCGAUCCGUGAUGGUAGGGUUUCCGGCGUGGUCAUGGAGAUUUUGAAAGAAAUGGCUUGA